This is a messenger RNA of Dacryopinax primogenitus, 1965 nucleotides long. RefSeq names its product MFS general substrate transporter. Gene Ontology annotation, cellular component: membrane. NCBI's taxonomy places the organism in Eukaryota, Fungi, Basidiomycota, Dacrymycetes, Dacrymycetales, Dacrymycetaceae. The record is from RefSeq and is a predicted model, not a curated record. Gene Ontology annotation, biological process: transmembrane transport. The transcript has 2 exons. Gene Ontology annotation, molecular function: transmembrane transporter activity. Bases 120 to 1775 code for a protein of 551 amino acids.
CUUCUUCGCUCCUCUCCUCCACAGAGAGUACUGCGACUUCCCCACCUAAUCAAACAUAAACUAGUACAACACUAGUCACACGACACAGCACUCCAACGCACUCCGACCCACUCCAAACAAUGUCCGUCUACGAAAAGCGUGAGCAGCACGCACGCCCCAACCACGGCGACGUCCGCGGCGGUCUCGAAGACUUUGAGCGCGAUGACCCAAGCAAGCCCCCCUUCAUCCUCAACUGGACAGAGGUAAAGAUCCUCGGCAUCGCAGGUGUCGGCUUCUUCCUCGAUGCCUAUGAUCUCUUCAUCAUCAACCAGGUCACCUCCAUGCUCCAAUGGCGGUUCUAUGGAGGCAAGUCACUCCCAUCGACGCUCUCCGGUCUCGUCAAGGCUGCCGCCAACAUCGGUUCCGUCAUCGGUCAGGUCUCCUUCGGUCUCAUGGGCGACUACUUCGGCCGCAAGGCAGUCUACGGCAAGGAGCUCAUCAUCAUCAUCGUUGCCACCAUAUUCUGUAUCUCGGCUCCUUCCUCAGUAGGUGGUGACGGUGUCCUCAUCUGGCUCACUGUCUGGCGUAUCGUCCUCGGUGUCGGUGUAGGUGCCGACUACCCCAUGUCCGCCUCUGUCACCGGUGACCGCGCCAUCCUCCGCAAGCGUGGUGUCAUGCUCUGCUACAUCUUUGCCAACCAGGGCUGGGGCUCCUUCAUCGGCUCCAUCGUCACCAUGAUCGUCCUUGCAUGCUACAAGGGUGUUCUCGAUAAUGACAACCCGGCUAACUGGACCAAGACUGACGGCAUCUGGCGUAUCAUUGUCGGCCUUGCCCUCAUCCCGGCUUUCGGCACGCUCUACCAGCGCCUCACCCUCCCCGAGUCCGUCCGCUACAACCGCGCCGUCGCUGGUGAGGCUCCCCCUGUCGAUGCCUCCAUGAAGUACGCCGAUGUCGAGAACGGCAGCGCCAACAGUGGCCCCGGGUUCAAACAGACCUACGAUGCUGAGGGCAACCCAGUCCCCCGCCCCAACCCUGAUGUCGUUGCCACCGAGGAGCUCGAUCCCUCUGUCCUCCCCAAGGAAGUCAUCGUCGCUGCUCAGCGCCAGCAUUGGAAGGAGUUCCGCGCCUACUUCGGCCAAUGGCGUCACUUCAAGAUCCUCAUCGGCACUACCUGCUGUUGGUUCCUCCUCGAUAUCGCGUUCUACGGUAUCAACCUCAACACCAACAUCAUCCUCACUGCCAUGGGUCUUGGUGGUUCUACGGGUACUGCCUGGAACCGUCUGUUCCAGGUCGCCACCGGUAACCUGAUCGUCACCGCUCUCGGCUUCGUGCCCGGCUACUACGUCUCCGUCCUGACUAUCGAGUACAUCGGCCGCAAGCCUAUCCAGCUGAUGGGCUUCGGCAUGACCGCGCUCAUGCUCGCUCUCCUCGCCGGCCUCUUCCCCCGCCUCGACCAUGGUGGGUUCAUCGCUCUUUUCACCUUCCUCCAGUUCUUCUUCAACUUCGGCGCUAACACGACCACCUUCCUGUAUCCCGUCGAAGUCUUCCCGACCAAGUACCGCGCGACUGCGCACGGUAUCUCGGCCGCAUGCGGCAAGUGCGGUGCCAUCGCUGCCUCUUUCGGCUUCAACUCGCUCGUCGGUCCCAUCGGCACUGCGAACGUCCUCUGGAUCUUCUUCGGUGUUUCCAUCCUCGGGAUACCGUUUACCUUCCUCCUGCCUGAGACUAAGGGCCGCGACCCGGACGUCAUCCUCGCCGAGGAGGAGAAGCGCGGUCUUGCUCCUAUUUCCGUAUAAUGGAUUCACCGUCUCCCCAGAUCAAAAGGAUGACGACCGACCCGACCCGCUGAGCGGCCCGAGCCCGCAAAUACUUGUAUAUCAUGCUUUGUUUUCCCUUGUGUACGAGAACCUCAUGUCCUCACACGCACGCAACUACUAGUUCUUCUCGUAUUUCCCGCAACCCCCAACCCUAGAUAAACGCAUGUAU